Staurois parvus is the source of this 281-nucleotide messenger RNA. NCBI's taxonomy places the organism in Eukaryota, Metazoa, Chordata, Amphibia, Anura, Ranidae. The record is from the annotation of a GenBank genome assembly.
CCUGAGCUACACUCGGGCUUACCAUGCGACGUUGCUCAGGGAGUCCCUGCAGCACUUACCUUGUCCUUCGCUCCCACGAUGGGUCCCCUGCAGCGUCCCGGCCAUCUCCUCCGGCCGAUGCCGGCAUCCGGCUUCCAUGUUCCGGUCCCUGUGACGUCGGGACAUAUGGGCGCCAGAACCGGCGGCAAAUUUGAAAUUUUUAAAAAAUGUCAUUUUGUUUAAAAUGAUUAUUACAUAUGCUUUGUCCUGUCCCCUGCCUGCAUUUUUUACUGUUCUUUCUG